Messenger RNA from Malania oleifera, 914 nucleotides. RefSeq names its product non-specific lipid transfer protein GPI-anchored 15. The record is from RefSeq and is a predicted model, not a curated record. NCBI's taxonomy places the organism in Eukaryota, Viridiplantae, Streptophyta, Magnoliopsida, Santalales, Ximeniaceae. Gene Ontology annotation, molecular function: fatty acid binding. The transcript is spliced from 2 exons. Bases 300 to 665 code for a protein of 121 amino acids. Gene Ontology annotation, biological process: systemic acquired resistance; lipid transport.
AAAUUAUUGCACUUCGAGUGCGUCCGGGCCCAAUUGCACCAACCCACAAACUUUUCUGCACGUUCGCACAACCGAACCACCCCACUAUUCCCUUCGCCUUAACAAAUCAUCACUCUUCCUCAGUCUUCUUCCCUAGUAAUUCUUAAUUGCUGCAUAUAAAUAUCGAUACAUACGCGUGCUGGUUUUGCCCAUAGAACUGAUUAAGCCUGCGCCUUAGCCAGCUGUUGCAUUUGGCUUGCCCAGAGAGAUCGAACUGCAUAAAUUUAGUUAACAGAUCGAGAAUAUUUGAGGUACCUACCAUGGCCUCCAAAGUAGCAGCUCAGCUGGUGGCGGCGGCGAUCAUCGUGUUGGUGGUUGCAGAGGGGGUUGUCAAGGAAGUGGGGGCGGCGGGGGAGUGCGGGGGCACGCCCAUUAACAACGCCGCGGCCAGCUUGAGCCCCUGCUUGGGGGCCGCCCAGAAUCCCAGAGCUACAGUUCGAGCGUCGUGCUGCAGCAAGGUGAGUGCCUUGAUCAGGACUAACCCCAGAUGCCUGUGCGCUGUUCUGCUUUCGCCUUUGGCCAAGCAGGCUGGGAUAAAUCUUGGCAUUGCCAUUACCAUUCCCAAGCGCUGCAACAUCAGAAACAGACCCGCCGGCAAGAAAUGUGGAAAGUACACCGUCCCAUGAGGGCGAGGAGCAAAGCGGAGACUGCAAUGCAGCCAAGAUGGAGAGGGGAGCUUUUUGAUCAGGAGGUCGUAUAUAUAUAUAUAUAUAUAUAUGAGGGAUGCUAAAUAAUAAGUUAGAGUUUCCCUAGUAUGAUGUAUUAUUGCUCGGUGGAGUAUCACCCUAUCAGGCAGUGUUUAUGCAAUGCGUGUGUUAAAAUUAUGUAAUAAGUUAUGAUCAUUUAAUGAAGGCUGUUCCCAUGGUUAUCGCCUA